This is a messenger RNA of Pseudovirgaria hyperparasitica, 2638 nucleotides long. RefSeq names its product galactose oxidase. The coding region runs from base 410 to 2497 and encodes 695 amino acids. The transcript is spliced from 4 exons. Lineage: Eukaryota; Fungi; Ascomycota; Dothideomycetes; Acrospermales; Acrospermaceae. The record is from RefSeq and is a predicted model, not a curated record. Gene Ontology annotation, molecular function: chitin binding.
UAGACACUUUUGUCUCAUGCGCCAUGAGAGUUUUGCAUAUUCUCGGUCCCCUCUUCGCGGGCUUCUCGGUUGCCAAUAUCGUGUUGCACAAGGCACAACCCACAUGUGAUUACGCUGCAGGCACCUAUCAUCAAUGUUUACGAGGCCAGCGGUGCACCGAACGAAAUGAGUAUGGGAUUUUAUGACUCUAGAUGGGGUAUAGCUCACAGCUACUAGAUGUGAAGCCGCUCACGUUCGCAAUUAUCCACGGCCAGUAUCUAUAAGAGGAGACCUUACAUUACUGGCCCGAGCGCCACGAGACGACGGAAGAUGCGGAGCGGCAUUUGAGGGCACACUAUGUAAUAGACGCGGGCCAUUUGGGGGAUGUUGCAGUAAGACUGGCUUCUGUGGCAGGUCUGACAACCACUGUAUGCAAUCGAAUGGAUGUCAGAGCGGAUGUCGACUUUCGAAGAACGACGCAGAGGACGAGAACCACAAUGAUGACGGACCUACACAGACAUCACCCCCUAGAGAUGAUGGGAGGUGUGGGAGAUUCUUCGGCGGAGCGAUUUGCGAUCCUAAUGGGAAGCACGGGGGAUGCUGCUCUGAAUAUGGCUAUUGCGGUAACACUGAUGGUCAUUGCUUACCUCCUUCCUGUCAAAGUGGAUGUAGGACUGCUACAGCAUCAGCAACUGGGCCAACCGAUACGGGCGAACCAGUGCUGGCUAGACCAACCACAGCCACUGGACCUCAACCUACAGGCGCAAUAACAACCGAUGGUAAUUGCGGCGUCGAUUUCAACUAUACCAUGUGUGGGGACUGGUACAAAGGUCGUUGCUGCUCAAUGUAUGGGUAUUGUGGAAGCACGAGUUCCCAUUGUGGAGAAGGUUGCCAGAGACAAUCCGGCGAAUGUGAGGGUGUUGAACCUGCUCCCGGACCGCGGCCUGCGCCAAUACAUUCUAAUCCUGGUUCUUUUAAGCAAAUAGCGGAUUCAGGUGUCCCAGCCAUGCAUGCAGGACUUUUACCCAACGGAAAAGUGGCUUUUUACGAUAAAGUGGAGAACUAUACCCAAUUGAAACUCGAUAAUGGGCAGUACGCUUAUGCUGCAGAGUAUGACCCAUCGAAUGGAAGGGUUACUGGUCUUUCAUACAAGACUAAUGCAUUUUGUGCUGGAGGCGUUUUCUUGGCUGAUGGGACUUUCCUUUCUAUCGGCGGGAACGGGCCUCUGGAAUUCAUCGACAGAACGGUCGGCGACGGUUUUCGAGGCUUGCGCUUCUUGCGCAGAUCAAUUGAUCCCUCCAACCACGACGACAAAGACUGGGAAGAACCUGGCAAGAAGCUCAAUACUGCUCGUUGGUAUGCAAGUGCUCAGAUAAUGGCAGAUGGCAGAGUGUUCGUUGCAUCUGGCUCAUUCAAUGGGCUCAACCCAUCCGUAUCAGCAAACAACAACCCAAGUUUUGAGAUAUUGUCCCGUGAGGGUGCUCCGACUACCCAGUCUAUACGAAUGGAGUUACUCGUCCGGGCUCAGCCCUACUACAUGUAUCCGUUUAUCCACCUGAUGCCAGACAGUAAUUUGUUCAUCUUCGCCUCAAAGUCGAGUGAACUCUUCAAUUCAGGACUUAAUCGGACCAUCAGGGAAUAUCCGGAUCUUAUUGGUGACUAUCGCACCUAUCCUAACACUGGAGGCUCUGUACUUCUUCCCCUAUCAUCUUCAAAUAACUGGGCAGCAGAGAUCCUGAUCUGUGGAGGCGGCGCCUAUCAAGAUAUUGUCUCUCCGACAGAACCAUCGUGUGGCCGUAUCAUGCCUUUGUCACAGGAUCCAAAGUGGGAGAUGGAUGCAAUGCCGGAGGGCCGUGGCAUGGUCGAAGCUACACUUCUUCCUGAUGGCACUGUGAUAUGGCUCAAUGGAUGCAACUAUGGUGCUCAAGGAUUUGGUCUUGCGAAAGAUCCGACAACAGAAGCGCUCAUAUAUGACCCAGCAAAGCCACUUGGGCAGCGAUUUAGCCGCGGUGCAAGAAGUCCCAUUGCUAGGCUCUACCACAGUGUAGCACUUUUGCUUCUUGAUGGUACAGUUCUAGUCGCAGGAAGUAAUCCCGUGGAGCAACCAAUUCUUCGACCCAGUGCUCAGAAUCCAUUUGUCACAGACUUCAGAGUCGAGAUCUAUACACCGCCCUAUCUAUCAGGUGACAAUGCGCAGAAACGUCCAAUCAAUGUCCAUCUUGGCUCGAAGAACUUGGUAGCAAAAACGAAUUCGAAAUUCACAAUCACCUUUUCCGCUGUAGAUGGUGCACGAGGAGCAAAGAUUGCGCUAUACCACGGUGGAUUCGUGACACAUAGCUUACACAUGGGCCAUCGGAUGCUUUUCUUGGAUCACACCGGAUGGUCACAAGGAGGUCGAGAUCAGACGCUCGAGGUCAGCAUGCCCGACGACAAGAAUCUCGCGCCACCCGGGCCUUAUGUGGUUUAUGUGCUUGUGGAUGGGGUGCCAGCAAUCGGGCAGACGGUGCUGGUGAGCUAAAGCUCCUCGGAGGAUAUAUUUUGGAAGAAUAGAUUGCAUCGAAGAUAGAAGGGAAUGUUAUAUGCGAUACAUACCAGCGCUGCAUAUCCGAUCAGGCCACAAGUGCGCUGUUGGCCAGAGGCGCAAAGGUAUGUCGAGGUU